This is a messenger RNA of Chanos chanos (milkfish), 1003 nucleotides long. Its product is annotated as microfibril-associated glycoprotein 4. The record is from RefSeq and is a predicted model, not a curated record. Lineage: Eukaryota; Metazoa; Chordata; Actinopteri; Gonorynchiformes; Chanidae. Bases 98 to 835 code for a protein of 245 amino acids. Gene Ontology annotation, biological process: elastic fiber assembly. The transcript has 6 exons.
AGGAGAGACGGUUUCAGAACAUCAGUUCCAACACUAUUCAACAUAUACUGUUUAUCUCGCGAUUUCUUUGUUUCUACUGCUUCUCAAACCCAGAGUGAUGGUUAGCUUAGUGGCUGCUCUACUGCUCCCCCUGCUGGCUGAGUCUCUUCCUGUCUCUACGGAUGUGUAUCCAGUGGAUUGUGCAGAGCUCUAUGGUAACGGUCACACUCUCAGUGGAGUUUACACCAUUUACCCUGCUGGACCUGACUCACCUGUGCAGGUUUACUGUGACAUGGGCUGUGAGGGAGUCCACGGAGAAGAGAGAAAAUGGACAGUGAUUCAUAGGAGAAUGGAUGGAACAGUGAACUUCUACAGGCCCUGGGAUCAGUAUAAGAAAGGCUUUGGGAACAAGGAUGGAGAAUAUUGGCUGGGACUGGAAAACAUCUACCAGCUGACUCGGAGGAAGAAGUAUGAGCUGAGAGUGGACAUGGAGGAUUUUGAGGGAGGGAUGGUUCAUGCCCAGUAUUCCUCUUUCUCCAUAGACUCUGAGACAGAGGGCUACAGACUGCAUGUUAGUGGAUACACUGAUGGAGGUGCAGGUAACUCUCUCAUAACUCACAAUGGACAGAAGUUCUCCACUUUUGACAGAGACCAGGACACACACAGCACACUGAACUGUGCCAGAAGUUUUCUUGGAGCAUUCUGGUACUCUAAUUGUCACGACACUAAUCCAAAUGGCGUCUAUCUGUGGGGGAGUGAUGGCACUCAUUAUGCAAUUGGUGUUGAAUGGUCUUCCUGGAAAGGUCGCAGCUACUCUCUGAAAAAAAUAAGCAUGAAAAUCAGGCCAGUGCCAUAAACACAGCAGGACCUCUGGCUCUGUUAUGAUGUCAUAAUGUGUGGGCGUGUCAAACCAUGGGCCACCUGCUAAACUAACUCAUUAUCUGUGUAUACUCCUUGUUGUUUCUUAGGCACUGACAAUGUAUAUAUACAUAUAUACAAAAAUACACACACACAUACACACAUA